Messenger RNA from Radiomyces spectabilis, 3099 nucleotides. Its product is annotated as ATP-utilizing chromatin assembly and remodelling N-terminal-domain-containing protein. NCBI's taxonomy places the organism in Eukaryota, Fungi, Mucoromycota, Mucoromycetes, Mucorales, Radiomycetaceae. Bases 195 to 2861 code for a protein of 888 amino acids. The record is from RefSeq and is a predicted model, not a curated record. The transcript is spliced from 13 exons.
AUCUCUUGGUCCGCCACGCCAUAACGUUUCUCCUUUCGCGGAUCUUUCUGAGACUCAUUGUCAAGUGUGUCUGCGACUGUUUCUCCAAGUCUUAUUAUACAUUCCUUUACUAAUUGACGGAACUGUCAACGUCAGUUCCGAAAGACACCAGCACAAGCCACUUAUUUGAUCUAUCCCAUCCCUCGAUUGACGCCAUGCCUCUGCUCAAACGUAAACAGUUCCCUCUUCUUCCACCUCCCGCAUUAGAUUUAGACAGGAAAGAGGCAAGGAAACGUCUAGCGUGGUAUUGCAGAGUCACAAGCGAAGUCUUCACAGACUAUCCGACUUAUCUUCAACGUUACUCUCUGUACAAAAGACCUAUAUGGCAAUGCGAAUCGACUGGUCGAUCGAACCUCACUUAUGCGCAAGCCCUAGAAAGUGAACGAUUAGAAAAAGAACGCGUCCAAGACAAAUUAUCAGGACAAUUGCAGAAACGCGUCUUGGAGCGUGUGCAGUUUCAAACGGGGCGCCUGGACGCGGUGGUCGAUGAUGUCUAUAAUUAUUUCCUAGAACGAUACGUACCUGGAGAGACUGUUUCUUGCUUAUGGGACGAUGGCAUCAAUUAUACAGCGAGGAUUUUAGACAUAUAUCCAGGCAGCGACGAAACGGUCGUGAAGGAAGAAGACGAUGGCGAGACAGAAGAGUCUGCUGUAGGAGGGCGUUAUCGCGUUCAAUUGAUUGACGAGUUUUCUGAAGGCAUUGAGGAUUGUAUCAAGAUCGUGCCCAAGACAGAAUUGAAGCGAGAUCGUCUAGCCUUUUCCAAGAAUUUGCUAAAAAAAUUCAUCAGAGAAUGCACAACCAAGGACACAUAUAAUGGCGCUCCUUGGGUGCUGAAGCCGGAAGUGGCGGAAAGAUUUGAUCUGGAUACAACACUGCCGAGCUCCUUGCAGGAAGCCAAAGAUCUAGCCUAUUCGAAAUCAAGAAAGAGAAAAGCCAUGGCAACGGAUCAGAAGCCUGCCAAAGGAACCAUUCCAGAAGAAGUGAAGCCAGUAGAGGUGGUGAUAAAAUAUCCGAUCGAAGACCUCGAUUUACCAUUUUACAAAACGGCAAUGAAACAAGCGACGUUGGAUGAUGCGAAAACUUCAGGCUCCAGUUUCAUUCCUGCUCGACCACCAACGUGCCGUGACAGCACCAUACCAAAAGAUUUUUUCGGUUCCUUUCUUAUGGUGUGGUGUUUCCUCAGUACCUUUGCAAAACCGCUUCAUCUUUAUCCAUUCAAUCUCGACGAUUUCGAACGCGCUAUGCGCCAUAAUUCGAUGCAUAUUAAAUCACAUAUCCUAGUUGAAAGCAAUGUCUCUUUGCUUAACGCCAUUAUCAGUCAACGACAUAAAUCGAAAACGAGCGGCCCAUCCAUCGCUAGCACCUCACACACAAACUUGAUGUAUCCUCCAUCGCGGAGCGCUACUCCUGCCACUCACGAUGAAUCAGCACCUCCCAGUCAGUAUGCGAGCGAAGAUGAACAUGAAGAUGAUAAAUCAGCGUGGACAGCGUCGAAUCAAAUGCAAGGGCCAGACACGGUUUACGGCAAUGAAGAUGUUUUGGAGAUCGCCCAAGGUUGGGACAACAAUGCGAUUCCCAUGAAAAAUGAUCGAGACGGUUGGGAGGAUGUAUUGAUUGGCUGCAUCAACGAGUAUGCGAUUCUUGAAUCUGGAGUGGACUUCAAAAGGAUCUUGGGUCAGCUAGUGCCACACAGCAAUUCUACUUUGGAGGAACGCCAGAAAGCCUAUUUGAACCUCAAUCUCAAGGACAAGAUACAGAUAUUCGAAUUGCUGGUACAUCAGGUCAAUGAAAGCGCCUCUAUCAAAGAAUACAUGGAAGAAUGUCAAGAGCAACUGACAGAGUUACGAAAACUAAAGAUUGAACUGAGUCGUGAACGUAAACGCAUCUUCGCAGAGCGAUUAGAAUUGGAGAAACGGGCUGAAGAGAACACUCCCGAUUCACAUGCAAGUGAAAGCGAAGCCGAUCUUGAUGUCAGUGACACGGACUCUGUGGAUCUCGACCGAGCUCAGCGUCAAGUGGAAGAAGCCUCACGUCACGAAUCACGGCAAGAGGUUUUGAAAAGAAAGCAAGCAGAGAGAGAUGAACGGGAGGCGAAGCGGAUAAAGAUGCAUCACCGCCGACGAGAAGAAGCACGCGCACGAAAUCAGGAGCUUAAAGCGCGCGCAAUAGCACGAAGGAGAUUAGAUGAAGAUGAGAGGCACUUGCAUAAGAAGGAAGAGCAGGUUGAACGCGAUAUGCGCAAGUAUACUACUUUACGUAUCAAGCCCCUCGGUCGAGAUAAAUUCUAUAAUCGCUACUACUAUAUGGAUAAUAUCGGAGGGGCCAGUGCUCACGGCACUGGCAAGCUUUUCAUUCAGAGUCCCAGUGAGAUUGAUCUUUUGCUGCUUAUGGAACGUGACGAGCCAAAAACGGUUGAUGCUUUAGAUACCGGUGUACCGAAUACAAAUGGGGGUCUCGACUUUGUGUGCCGAUUGAUGAAACAGCAAGGAUUGGAGGACGAGAGUGAAUUUUUAAUGCGACGGAUCGAAGAGUUGAAAGCAAGACCUUUGUUUAGCUCAUCAUCCGAUUGGUGGGAAUUCUACAGUGAACCCGAAGAUCUGGAAAAGUUAUUAGACUGGUUAAAUCCGAAAGGUAUCCGAGAGUAUAGGCUGAAGCGCGAAUUGGAGAAGCACGUGCAUAGCUUAACCAUCGGCAUGAAAAAGCGGGCUACAGAACAAAAUCCAACUCGAGCAGAGGUGCCACGUCGAAGCACUCGCAGUAAAGCCAUGCCUCAAGUCGCUCCCGGAUCAUGGCUUGCUUACACGAACAAAUACGCCAGAUAAUCAACAGUAAAUACGUUGUUAGCUCUUCCGAGCCACUCAAAAUGCCAAUCAACCUAAACCAACAGCAUCAUACUUAAUAAAGACUUGUAUAUACAAUAGCUUUCGGCGGCUUGAAGCAAAAAGUAAUGUACUAUAGUGAUGGCUUCAGUACCGAGUAGGAGGGUCCCGAAAAUAUUCAUGCGAGUUUACUUGGUCAACUACAGUACCUGUUUCGCCUUGGUCUUACACAAAGAAACUU